AUGGACGAACUUAUAAUACCAGUUGGUGAACUUGAUAAAGUAUCUGCAGCAGGAACCGUUUUCGUUUAUCAUGGUGUAAAACAUUCUCAUUCGUACGUUUCUCAAGCUUGUACAGUUAAUAUAGUGAAGAAAAUUUUUCCUGAUUGUACAAGUGGUCAUAAUAUUAGUUGUGGAAAGACGAAAUCACAUGAAAUUUGUUGUAAUGUUUUAGGAGUUAAACGUGGUCUUAUUGGUUUCAUCGAACAAGCAACAGAAACUGCCAUUGGCAUAAAAAAUAUGUUAAAAGGUGUAUUAACUGAAAAUGACGUUGAUUUGAAAAAAAUAGUUAGUCUUGGAGCUAAUAAUACCAAUAUGAACUACGGCUGUAAUCAUUCUGUAUAUUUUUUUCAAUCACAUGAUGGCCAAUGUGUCUUAUAUUUUCUACAAAAUAUAUUGUUCGAUUUACAAAGAAGUAAUUUACAAUUACAAAGAACAAAUACUACAAUAGUAGAUUUACUUCGAAUAAUUGGUUCAUUAGUAACUAGUCUUCAACGUCGUAUUGAUACAAAUUAUUUCGGUUUUAAAUCGAAACAAAUAUUAAAUGAAUUACCAAAAGAGAAGAAAGAUGCUUUAAGCAAAUCAUUUCUAACAUAUAUACAAAGGAUUAUUCAAUAUAUAACAAAUUAUUUUGAUCAAAAUCGUGAGUUAUAUGAAGCAGUUUCAUUUUUAAGUAAGACAGAUAUUGAUAAUAUUGAAUUUGAUUGUUUAAUUAAUUGUAUUUUUGCUCUGAUAGUUGAUGGAGUUGAACUUGAUUUAUUAUUUAUUGAUUAUAAUGAAAUAUUAAGCACAUUGAAAAUUAUUAAACGUAGUGGUCGGUCAUUACGUGAUUUAACCCUAGUACUACCAAGCGGGGUCAAAAAUGACCCCACUGUAGAAAACUGA
Molecule: messenger RNA, 921 nt
Organism: Didymodactylos carnosus
Lineage: Eukaryota; Metazoa; Rotifera; Eurotatoria; Philodinida; Philodinidae
Source: the annotation of a GenBank genome assembly